Messenger RNA from Nematostella vectensis (starlet sea anemone), 1521 nucleotides. RefSeq lists its product as uncharacterized. Gene Ontology annotation, biological process: DNA recombination; DNA integration. The transcript has 5 exons. NCBI's taxonomy places the organism in Eukaryota, Metazoa, Cnidaria, Anthozoa, Actiniaria, Edwardsiidae. The record is from RefSeq and is a predicted model, not a curated record. Gene Ontology annotation, molecular function: DNA binding. The coding region runs from base 220 to 855 and encodes 211 amino acids.
UUAUUCAUUAUAUCAUAAUAAUGCCAUUGUAAUGGCAUUAUGGCAAUUCAUGGCAAAUUUAAUCUAAAAGUAGUCAAAAAUUACACUGCCUACUUGGAACAACUUCAUUAGAAUUUGAAAGCUCCUAUUCAUAGCCUGGCACUACCUAUAUGUCUGUUCAUUCAAAAGGAUCCCUAUAUCCUUUUGAAAAUUGAGUGAGGUGUAGAGUUGACUGAACACAUGUCUUACUACUAUUACUAUCACUGUAAAUCAGCAAUAAAAUCUAAAGUCAUGGUAAAUUAUCAAAUGUCACAUUAUUUUCAAUCCUUAGAUUUAGCUUAUUCCAUCUAUAAUUUUUUUAAUCAGCUUCCUCUUUUUGUUUUAGUCAACUCUGGCCAAAUUCCCUCCCGCAUUCAGAUAAAGCUGCCAUGGUCAAAGGCUGACAAGCAUGCCAAAGGGGUUAAUCUGUCGCUAUGGGCCAAUCCCCUAAACCCUAAGUUGUGCCCUGUUAUGGCACUCAUUUCGUGGCUGCUGUUUUCUGGAAUCACGAAGGGUUACAUCUUCCCUCGCAUUGCCAAAGACAACCGACGUGCACUUCCAUCAAAGCGAAGUGUGGCCUCAUAUCGUACUAUUUUUUCCAAGAUGACCAAGGCCCUAUUUGAGAAGCCAUACACCACACAUAGCAUUAGAAGGUCAGCAGCACGCUGGGCAGCCAGAUGUGGUGCUGAUGAUAGCACAAUCAAAAGGGCUGGUCGCUGGAAGUCGAGCAGCUUUGAACUUUACACCCAAGACGCAAGAGUAGAAAUGAUUACUGAACUUCAUGACGACAAUCCAAGCCAGGACCAUCUGCUGUGGAUGUUCAAGCCCCUCAGAUGAAGCACCUCCCACUACAUGCCAUCCAGACAAUUAUUUCUGCCCUUGCACCUUGGCAGCCUACUGUCAAAUCAUAGCCAUCAUCAAAUGCUAUCCUACAUGGAAGGACAACCAUUCAAACCAUGGAAGGAAAACCAUACAAACCACCCUCCAUCAAAGUCAUGAUCAAUGGGACCAUGCAUGGAAGGAAAACCAUUCAAACCAAUGGAGGACAACCAUUCAAACCAUGGAAGGAAAACCAUACAAACCACCAUAACAUGUAAAUUUUCAUCUUUUCUUUUAGGAAGUCGAGCAGCUUUGAACUUUACACCCAAGACGCAAGAGCAGAAAUGGUCAUGGUCAAUGGGACCAUGCAUGGAAGGAAAACCAUGUAAACCCCUGAGGGGCAGUGGCUACACAUCCAUGGGGUGUAGAAUGGAGAUGUCAGGCGUUUCCUCCCUCCACUACCCUAGGUGUUCACCUUGGGCAAGUGAUAUCCCACCUCUAGCCUCCCAUUGCCCUAGGUUACAAGAUAGCGUCAGAUAAAAACUUGGCGACAAUGAGCCCUUGGCAAGGGUGAUACCCCGAUCUAUUGAUCGUUAAUACCGCAUUGAAUUAUGCGGGGGGACCAAGAAGCCCUUAUCUAUACAAGAGCAAGUAAAAAAUAAAAGAACAAUACUUUCAUUUGAA